GCCGCCAGUACGGGAGCUUGCUUUCGCGCCCUCGCCCCUUCAUCUUGACUGGAAAGUUUCCCGGGGAGUUCGAGGACGAAAUGUCGGCCUUCUUACAGGCCCUGCAGAAUAAACUCUCACCCAAGGCAGCAGCGGGGGUCCGAGUUGAGGAGGAGGAUUUGAGGAAAUGGGGUUUGACAGGGAUUCAUUUGCGCUCCUAUCAGCUGGCUGGAGUCAACUGGCUGGUGCAGUGUUUUCAACAUCAGCAUGGCUGCAUUCUUGGUGAUGAAAUGGGCCUGGGUAAGACGUGCCAGACUAUUGCUCUUCUCAUUUACUUGACCGGGAGUCUAAAGAAGAAGGGACCAUUCCUGAUCCUGUGUCCUCUGUCUGUUCUGACCAAUUGGAAGGAGGAAAUGGAGAGAUUUGCUCCUGGCCUUUCCUGCAAAGUAUACACAGGUGACAAGGAAGAGAGAGCUUGCCUGCAGCAAGAUCUGAAAAAGGACUCCUCUUUCCACGUGCUUCUGAGCACGUAUGAGAUUUGCCUGAAAGAUGCAGCAUUUCUAAAAACUUUCUCUUGGAGCGUUUUGGUUGUGGAUGAAGCCCACAGAUUGAAAAACCAGAGCUCGCUGCUGCACAGAACCCUUUCAGAGAUCUGUGUAGACUUCAGCCUCCUGUUGACUGGCACCCCCAUUCAGAACAGCCUUCAGGAGCUCUACUCCCUCCUGAGCUUUGUGGAACCCAGUGUCUUCCCAAAGGAUCAGCUGGAAGAUUUCAUUCAGUGCUACCAGGACAUUGAGAAAGAAGCUGAUUCAGCAACUGAACUGCAUCAGCUCCUGCAGCCCUUUCUGCUGCGGCGAGUUAAGGCCGACGUGGCUCCGGAGCUCCCCAAGAAGACAGAAGUGGUGCUCUACCAUGGCAUGUCGGCCCUGCAGAAGAAGUACUACAAGGCCAUUUUGAUGAAGGAUCUAGAUGCAUUUGAAAACGAAAUGGCCAAGAAGGUAAAGCUUCAGAAUAUCCUAUCGCAGCUCAGGAAAUGUGUGGGCCACCCUUAUCUGUUUGAUGGUGUGGAGCCAGAGCCUUUUGAAAUUGGAGACCACCUAAUUGAGGCCAGUGGGAAGCUUCAUCUGCUGGACAAGCUGCUGUCAUUCUUGUACACCAGAGGUCACCGCGUUCUGCUGUUCUCCCAGAUGACCCACAUGCUGGAUAUUCUUCAGGACUACAUGGAUUACCGAGGCUACAGCUAUGAGCGUUUGGAUGGGUCAGUGAGAGGAGAAGAAAGACACCUUGCAAUUAAGAACUUUGGACAGCAGCCCAUAUUCGUUUUUCUCCUGAGCACCAAGGCAGGUGGAGUGGGCAUGAAUUUAACGGCCGCUGAUACAGUUAUUUUUGUUGACAGUGACUUUAACCCUCAAAAUGACUUACAAGCGAUCGCCAGGGCUCACAGAAUCGGUCAGAAGAAGUCUGUGAAGAUUAUUCGGCUUAUUGGCCGAGAUACAGUGGAAGAAAUCAUCUACAGGAGAGCAGCGUCCAAACUGCGGCUCACCAAUGCCAUCAUAGAGGGUGGUCACUUGACUCUGGGAGUGCAGAAGUCUCCAGCAGCCUCGGACCUGCAGUUGAGUGAGAUCCUCAAGUUUGGCUUGGAUAAACUGCUCUCUUCCAAGGGAAGCAGCGUGGAAGAGAUUGACCUGGAGUACAUCCUGGGCAAAAGCAAGGAUGGCAAGUGGACCGCAGAUGCCUUCCCUGCUUCAGAAGAGGAAAGCCAAGACGAGGCCGAGAGUCAUAUGUAUUUAUAUGAAGGUAAAGAUUAUUCUAAGGAGCCGAGUAAAGAAGACAGGAAAUCAUUUGAGCAACUUGUGGAUCUUCAGAAAACCCUUUUGGAUGAGAUCAGUCAAGCGGGGAGAGCACUCCGAAAUAAAGAGAGCCCUCUCAUCCCAGGACUUUUGGAAGGACCUACCAAAAGAAAACGUAUCCUGAGCCAGGAAGAACUAGAAAGGAGACAGAAGAAAAGACAAGAGGCAGCAGCUAAGAGAGCGAGGUUGAUAGAAGAGAAGAAGAGAAAAAAGGAAGAGGCGCAGCAUAAGAAAAAGAUGGCAUGGUGGGAGUCAAACAAUUACCAGUCAUCCUGCCUGCCCUCUGAGGAAAGUGAAACAGAGGAAGUUGAGGAAGGAAAUGAUGAGAGCGACAUCGAAUUCAGUUAUGAAGAUCAAGACCCGAUUUCGAUCAAUUAUGUUAGUGGGGAUGUCACCCACCCCCAGGCAGGAGCAGAGGAUGCCAUCAUUGUUCACUGCAUAGACGAUUCUGGACGCUGGGGCAGAGGUGGCUUGUUCACAGCCUUAGAAGUUCGAUCAGCCGAACCAAGGAAAAUAUACGAACUGGCAGGGAAGAUGAAGGAUCUGAAACUGGGAGGAGUCCUUUUAUUCCCUAUUGAUGACAAGGAGUCUAGAAGCAAAGGACAGGACUUGUUGGCAUUGAUCGUGGCCCAGCACCGGGAUCGCUUCAACGCCUUGUCUGGUAUCAAGAUGGCGGCACUGGACGAGGGUUUGAAAAAGAUAUCUUUAGCUGCGAGGAAAAAGAAGGCGAGUGUCCAUCUUCCACGCAUUGGACAUGCUACCAAAGGGUUUAACUGGUAUGGUACAGAGCGCCUCAUACGGAAACAUUUAGCAGCAAAAGGUGUCUCAACUUAUGUAUAUUACUUUCCUAGGAAUAAAGGCCUUUCUACUUACUCACAACCAUCUACAUCAUCCACUGCGGCUGUGGUGCCGUGACACUUGCCUGAGCCCCAAGGUCUCUUUCUGAAAAGAAUAGUAAGACAAGCCAUGACCUGUCAGGGGCUGCUGAAGAAUGUUUCCGGAAGAAAUCAAAAUUAUCUGGACUGCUGAAAUAUUUUAUUUUACAAAUUCUAAAUUGUCUCUAUUCUGACUUUGUGUUUGUAAUGUAGAAGUGCACAACCUAUUAGGGGAAACUCUGUUGGCAAUUUGCUAGGGGCCCAUAUUCAGCACUUCAUUUCCAUAAGCAUUUGCAUACUUUACAUACAUUUUGCUACUUUAAAGUUGCCCUCAUUUUCUUUUUAUCCUUCCUUUCUAACUGUUUUCCCAUCCAUUGCUGGAAUUUCCUCGGAGAGACAAAGGUAGAGAAAGAAGUUGUAGGAGAUGGGAGAGACAUUUAGGGCGCCAUUUUCAUGGCUUCCUCUGCUUCUGUCUGGAGCAUUGUGCUUAGGCGACACCGGCACAGAUCUCUUCUGUUGCCCACCUUUACCUUUGCAGUUAUUUCUGCCUAUGGAGAUGUCCCUUGAAUGAUCAAGUAUCUGGUCACCCCAUACAGUCCACAUUCACUGUAUGAUUUUGUAAAUGAUGAGAUAGUCACAAAGGCUAAUGUGAGCCCGAGUUCCACUAACAGAAGCAGACAGCCCAAGGAAGGAGAUGCUUCUGCUGAGCUCUGCCACGCUCAGGCCGUAUCUGGAGCCUCAUGUUCUGUUCUGGCCCCACACUUUAGGAAAGACCUCAGCAAGCUAGAAGAAGAGCGAGACUAGGAUGGUGAGACCACUGGAGACCAUCCCGUGAGUGGAUCAUUUGAAGGAAGUGGGGAUGUCUGCUCUAGAGAAGAGGUUUCAAACUUGAUUUGCUUGGCCCUAGAGGGCAAAGCUAGGGGCAAUAGUUGGAAGUCACAGAAAAGCAAAUAAGGCUUGAUGUAAAACAAACCUUCCAGAAGCGAAUGGGCUGCCUCAGGAGGUCUUGGAAUUCCCCAUCACUGGAAGUCUUUAAGCAGAGGCUCCUUGACCACUUCUAAAAAAUGUUGUGGAGGGAUUCCUGUUUAGGUGGGGGUUGGACUAAAUGGUCUCCAGGGGUUCUUUCCAAAUCUGAGAUUCUGUGAAAAACUACAAAGUUCUGAGAAAAGAGGUUUUGCUUAAGGAGGUGAAUAGAACAUUAGAAAAGUUAGGUAUGAUAGACCUCUGGAGAAAACUGAAUGGGCAUAGAAAG
Vombatus ursinus (common wombat) is the source of this 3956-nucleotide messenger RNA. RefSeq names its product chromodomain helicase DNA binding protein 1 like (gene CHD1L). Gene Ontology annotation, cellular component: nucleus. The transcript has 23 exons. The record is from RefSeq and is a predicted model, not a curated record. The coding region runs from base 81 to 2744 and encodes 887 amino acids. Gene Ontology annotation, biological process: DNA repair; chromatin remodeling. Lineage: Eukaryota; Metazoa; Chordata; Mammalia; Diprotodontia; Vombatidae. Gene Ontology annotation, molecular function: DNA helicase activity; ATP-dependent chromatin remodeler activity; ATP binding.